CUGUCAGUACUCGUGCUGCAGCGUUCUGAAUUAAUUGGAGCGUUUUAAUGGACUUAUUGGGGCAACCUGAUAAUAAAGAGUUGCAGUAAUCCAGCCUUGAAGUAACAAAUGCAUGGAUUAGUUUUUCUGCAUCUGUCUGUGAUAGUAUGUGUCUAAUUUUUCUAAUAUUACGUAAAUGAAAGAAGGCGGUCCUAGAGGACUGCUUUAUGUGGGAGUUAAAUGACAAAUCCUGAUCAAAGAUAACUCCAAGAUUCCUGACAGUGGUGCUAGAGGCCAAGGUAAUGCCAUCUAGAGUAACUAUAUCUUUAGACAGUGAGUCUCUAAGGUUUUUGGGGCCAAGAACAAGAAUUUCGUUUUUUUCUGAGUUUAACAUCAGAAAAUUGCAGGUCAUCCAGGAUUUUAUGUCCUUAAGACAUGUUUGUAAUUUAGAUAAUUGAUUAAUUUCAUCGGGCUUGAUUGAUAGAUAUAACUGCGUAUCAUCUGCAUAACAGUGAAAGUUAAUGGAGUGAUUCCUAAUAAUGUUGCCUAAAGGGAGCAUAUAUAAAGUAAAUAGUAUUGGUCCAAGUACAGAACCUUGUGGAACUCCAUGACUAACUUUAGUAUUUAUUGAAGAUUCAUCGUUAACAUGUACAAACUGCGAGCGAUCUGAUAAAUAUGACUUAAACCAGCUUAGUGCGGUUCCUUUAAUGCCAAUUUGAUGCCCAAGUCUCUGUAAAAGAAUAUUAUGGUCAAUGGUGUCAAAUGCAGCACUAAGAUCUAAUAAUACAAGUACAGAGACAAGUCCAUUGUCAGAAGCAAUCAGAAGGUCAUUAUUAACUUUAACCAGAGCUGUCUCUGUGCUGUGAUGAACUCUAAAUCCUGACUGAAAAUUCUCAAAUAAACUAUUGUUAUGUAGAAAGUCACACAACUCUUUGGCGACUACUUUCUCCAGAAUCUUAGAGAGGAAGGGGAGGUUAGAAAUCAGUCUAUAGUUGGCUAAAACCCCUGGGUCAAGAGUGGACUUUUUAAGAAGGGGUUUAAUUACAGCUACUUUAAAGGACUGUGGUACAUAUCCUGAUAAUAAAGAAAGAUUAAUCAUAUCCAGUAAAGAAGUGCCAAUUAAGGGAACAACUUCUUUAAGCAGCCUAGUUGGGAUCGGGUCUAAUAGACAGGUUGAUGGCUUCGAUGAAGAAAUGAUUGAAGUUAGUUGAUGAAGGUCUCUGCUGCAGCGUUCUGAAUUAGUUGGAGAGUUUUAAUGGACUUAUUGGGGCAACCUGAUAAUAAAGAGUUGCAGUAAUCCAGCCUUGAAGUAACAAAUGCAUGGAUUAGUUUUUCUGCAUCUGUCUGUGAUAGGAUGUGUCUAAUUUUUGUAAUAUUACGUAAAUGAAAGAAGGCAGUCCUAGAGGUCUGCUUUAUGUGGGAGUUAAAUGACAAAUCCUGAUCAAAGAUAACUCCAAGAUUCCUGACAGUGUUGCUAUUUACUGUUUUUAUACUUUUAAACCAUAAACACCAACCUGAUUAUUCUGUUAUUAGUUCAGAUGAGUCAGAUUUAAUAUUUAAUAUUUAAUAUUAAAUAUUUUAUGUUUCACUCCAUUAGAUCAUUUAAAGGAUUCAACACCUGAUUACUGAAUAAAUAUCUUUAAUUUGCAGCUUAAAUAAUAAAACCAAACUGUUUCAAUUAAAUGAUUAUUUCAUGUUAUUGGAUUCAUUAAAUGUUUUUACAGAAUAUUUUAUGACUUUAUUUUCUGUUAAUUAAAGCUCCCAUUAAACUGUUUAUGAGGCUGUAAUUAAUGUGAUUAGUGAAGUCUUUUGUCCUCUGUUGUUGUUGUUGUUGUUGUUGUUGUUGUUGUUGUUAAUGAGCUCCACAGAGGAUGAAGGUCCGACUCAUAAAAGCAGCAGAGAGGAAACAGCCGCUCUUCGUCUUCGUCUUCACGUGUUCAGAGUCUGACUGACCUCUGCCUGUAUAACUGUAUAUUUAUAUGUUUAUAUGUUUAUUUGUUUAUAUCUGUACCUGCUUGUUGUUCAUUAUGACGUCAGCGGGCUUUAACGUGACCUCUGUGACGUCACUGACGCUGGAGGGGCUCGCGCAGCUGUCGGAGCACAGGUCGAUGUGGUUCACGCUCUUUCUGUCUCUGUACGUGUUCGUGCUGUCCGCCGACUUUCUGGUUGUUUAUCUCAUCUGUUCGCAGCGGACACUUCGCCGACCAAUGUUCGCCUUCGUCGCUGCGGUUCUGCUGAACUCUGUUGCCGCGGGCACGUCGGUUUACCCCAAACUGCUGUCCGACUUGAUGUCGGGAAGCGAGGCCGUGCAGGUGUCCCAGUCCGGGUGUCUGAGUCAGGCCUUUGUGCUGAUGUCUCUGGGGGGGUCCAGCUUCAUGCUGCUGUCGGCGAUGGCCUUCGACCGCUACCUGUCCAUCUGCCGCCCGCUUCGCUACGCCGCGCUGGUGACGCCUUCCGCUGUAGCGGCGCUGCUGCUGCUCUGCUGGCUGCUUCCCGCCGCGCUGGUGGGCGGUGCGGUGCUGCUGGCCAGCCGCUUGCCGCUCUGCCGCUCGCGGCUCAGCCGGAUCUACUGUGACGUGUACAGCUUCGUCAGCCUGAGCUGCGGCGGCGGCGCGACGCUGCUGAGCGAAGUGUACGGCCUGAUCAGCGCCGCGCUCACCGUCUUCUUUCCCGCCGCUUUCGUGCUGUUCUCGUACGGUCGCGUGCUGUCCGUCUGCCUGCGGAGCUCGCGGUCCUUUUGCAGCAAAGCGCUGCACACCUGUCUUCCUCACCUGCUCGUCUUCGUCAACUAUUCGCUCAGCACGUCGUUCGAACUGCUGCAGCGUCGCCUGCAGGCGCGAGGCGAACCCGCCGCGUCCAUCCUCACCUCCGUCCUGAUGGUGGUGGUUCCGACCGUGCUGAACCCGGUGGUCUACGGACUGAAGAUGAACGAGAUCUUCAGACACGUGAAGCGGCUGCUAGGCUGCCAGAGAGCCGCCUGAUCACCGAUAUCGAUCCGCUGAUCAGGUCCGAUUACAGCCGAUAUUCAUCCAUCGGAUCAAUCUCUUUAUUCUUUAACACAUCCGGUUACAGUCUGAUAGUUACUGAACGAUCGAUUAUUGAUUAAUGUGGUUUUUAAUUUGUUUCUCAUAAUCAAUAAGUCGUUAAUCACAGAUCAAUACUCUGUUGUUUAUGUUUACGGAAGCUCAGUGGUGCCAGAAACAGAAAUAUUCAUGUUUAUAAUCAAUAAUGUGACUUAAUGAAUGUAAUUAUAUUAUUAUUAUUAUUAUUAUUGUUAUUAUUUAUCACACUGAUGUUUUAUUUUGAUACAGAUUUUUAUUGUUUUCUGUCAUAAUUGAUCGAUCAGAGAUUAAUCAGUGUUCAUUAAUAUAAACAUUAUAAUCAGUUCUAUAAAAUGUUGUAACUAUUUUAAAAUAUUCAAACUUGUGAUUUGAUUUUAAAGCUGAUGUUUCACAUUAAAACCGAAUAUCUUUAAUAUAAAUGUCAGUAUUAAUAAGAAUUAUAACCUUUAACAAUGAAACAAAAUCCAUUAAUCUCAUUCAAGUUUAAUGAAAACUGUUCAAUAGUUUUCAUACAAUAAAUGUACAUUAAAUACAUGAAUAUUCACAUAUCUGCUUUUACAUUAUAAGACUUUAAGCAGUAAUAAUAUAAAAUAAUGUUAAUAUAUUCAAUAUAAAAUGUAAAUAUCUGUAAAAUCUUUGAUUCUGUACAAAAAACCCUGAAAAAAGUGAAGAAAACGUAAUAAAAUAAAUAAACUCAG
Messenger RNA from Dicentrarchus labrax (European seabass), 3739 nucleotides. RefSeq names its product olfactory receptor 10C1-like. NCBI's taxonomy places the organism in Eukaryota, Metazoa, Chordata, Actinopteri, Moronidae. The coding region runs from base 1959 to 2960 and encodes 333 amino acids. The record is from RefSeq and is a predicted model, not a curated record. Gene Ontology annotation, cellular component: membrane. The transcript has a single exon. Gene Ontology annotation, biological process: G protein-coupled receptor signaling pathway. Gene Ontology annotation, molecular function: G protein-coupled receptor activity; olfactory receptor activity.